This is a messenger RNA of Ostreococcus tauri, 1473 nucleotides long. RefSeq names its product 26S proteasome regulatory subunit, C-terminal. Gene Ontology annotation, molecular function: enzyme regulator activity. The transcript has 3 exons. Gene Ontology annotation, biological process: regulation of protein catabolic process; ubiquitin-dependent protein catabolic process. NCBI's taxonomy places the organism in Eukaryota, Viridiplantae, Chlorophyta, Mamiellophyceae, Mamiellales, Bathycoccaceae. The record is from RefSeq and is a predicted model, not a curated record. Bases 1 to 1473 code for a protein of 490 amino acids. Gene Ontology annotation, cellular component: proteasome complex; proteasome regulatory particle, lid subcomplex.
AUGGACGUCGACGCGACGUCGACGACACCGGAGACGACGGCGCGCGAGACGAACACGCCCCCGAGCGCGCUCGCCGUGCUCGCGAGGUGCGCGAAAGACGUGGAGAAAUCGGUGGAGGCGAAGGGCGAGGCGCGGUUCGUGAACAGGGCGCUGAGAGAGACGGCGACGGUGCGACGGGAGUUUACGGGUGAGAACGUGCGGGCUUUCGUGCGGGCGGUGCUUCCGGAGGAGAGCGCGGCGCGCGAGGCGCUGAGCGCUCGGUGCGGCGCGACGGGCGCGAAGACGACGUCCAAGGGUACGGAUACGAGCGAUGGCGACGCGAUCGAUGCGAGUGAAAUCGCGCCGUGCGCGUUCCCGGAGAUGGAGGUGUACGCGUACCUGGUGGUUUUGAUGUAUUUGAUUGAUCAAAAGCGCGGGACGGAUGCGUUGGAGUGCGCGCGAGAGGCGGUUGAUAGAAUCAGGCAGUUCAAUCGCCGAACGAUGGACGUGUUGGCGGCGAGGGUGUACUUUUACUACUCCCUCACGCACGAGCGAUUUGGCGCGCUGGAGGACGCCCGGACCACGCUCUUGGCGCUAUACAGGAACGCCGCGCUGCGCUUGGAUGAGAUCGGUCAGGAAACCUUGGUCAACCUGUUGCUUCGCAACUACUUACACUACAAGCUGUACGAUCAGGCGGAGAAGCUUCGCUCGCGCGUGACGCUGCCGCAAUCGCGAAGCAUUCAGCAGCAGUGCCGGUACGCGUACUACCUCGGUCGUAUUCGUGCCGUUCAGUUGGAGUACAGCGAGGCGAAGGAGUACCUCACGCAGGCGUACCAAAAGGCGCCGACUUCGGCAAAGGGGUUCCGCUUGGAGUGCCUGAAGUGGAUCACGAUCGUGCGCAUGCUCCUCGGCGAGAUUCCGCAGCGAAAGGAAUUGACGCAGCCGGAGAUGUGCGCGGCACUCACGCCGUACUUUGAGCUCGUUCAGGCUGUUCGAUUGGGGGAUUUGACGGCGUUUCAGAGCGCGACGGAGACGCACGGGAAGACGUUCCACGAGGACAAGUUGAAUCAUUUGAUCACGCGGUUGCGCGCCAACGUCAUUCGCACCGGUUUGACGCGCAUCAAUACCGCGUAUUCGAAGAUCUCUCUCGCGGAUGUCGCGGAAAAGCUCGGUCUGACGAGCGUCGAGGACGCGGAAUCCGUCGUGGCCAAGGCGAUUCGAGACGGCAACGUAGACGCCGUGAUCGAUCACGCGGCCAAGGUCAUGUACAGCAAGGAGACGACGGACGUGUACAGCACGACGGAACCGCAAGACGCGUUCCACGUGCGCAUCGCGUUUUGCAUGGACACGCAUAACGAAGCCGUCAAGGCGAUGCGUUACCCGCCCAAGGAUGCGAAGAAGAAAACCCCCGACGCCCCCGGCGCGCGCGACGUCGAAAACGACGCCUCGGGAUUGGACGCCCUCAUGGACGACGACGACUUUGAUUUCUUCUAG